Messenger RNA from Malus domestica (apple), 1487 nucleotides. RefSeq lists its product as uncharacterized. NCBI's taxonomy places the organism in Eukaryota, Viridiplantae, Streptophyta, Magnoliopsida, Rosales, Rosaceae. Gene Ontology annotation, cellular component: chloroplast envelope. The record is from RefSeq and is a predicted model, not a curated record.
UUUUGUUAAGCACACUCUCCACGCGCCAAUUAUCGAACCCAUCGCCCACUCUUUGUCCCUCUCUCUCCCUCUGCAACUUCAAAUGGACCAAAAUCCAAAACCCUAACUGAACCCAACCGCACAAUCACAGAGAUCCACAGCCCCAAAACAAUGUCAUUCACUUGCCUCCAGCUAUUAGUAAAUUCACCUCCGCGACCUCGACUCGCCCUCUACAUCGCCGCCGCAUCUUUCCCCAAAACCCCAGCCAUUCUCUCUCUCCCAAUCAUCAGUCGCAGGCAUUUCCCAAUCUCAAACAACAGUCCUGUAAAUCCCCAAAAUUUCAGCUCCCAUCAAUCUCGUCUUGGAGUGUACAACUCCGAUGCAACUCUGCAACCAAAUGACGCCGUCAGUGGUGCUUUCAAUUUGGACUAUUUCUUGUCGAUUGCGGAGUUUUUGUGCAUUACGUCGUCGGCGGUUGUUUCUAUUGGUUUCGCGGUCAAUUGCGCGGUUUUGAGCUUAAAGAAGACGUCUUUAGUGGCAAUGGGGAACUGGGUUUUGGCGUCUGGGGCUGUGGCGUUGGUAAUGGCCGUAGGGAUCGGGGCGUGGAUUCGGCGGCGGCAGUGGAGGCGAAUGUGCAGGGAGUCGGUGAAGGGUGGGAUGGAGUUGAAUUUGUUUGAGAGAAUUGAGAAAUUGGAAGAGGAUUUGCGGAGCUCGACUACAAUCAUUCGGGUUUUGUCAAGGCAGCUCGAGAAAUUGGGGAUAAGAUUUCGGGUUACCCGUAAGGCUUUGAAAGAGCCCAUUGCUGAGACUGCAGCUUUGGCUCAAAAGAAUUCUGAGGCCACUCGAGCAUUAGCAGCACAAGAAGACAUUUUGGAAAAGGAGCUUGGAGAAAUUCAAAAAGUUUUGCUGGCAAUGCAGGAGCAGCAGGAAAAACAACUUGAGCUAAUUCUUGCAAUUGCGACUUCUGGGAAGCUACGGGAAAGUAGACAGGUACGCGACCAGGAACAAAGUACCACUAUAGUACCUAAUUCAAGUGAGGAGGAUUUAAAACAGAAGGAAGCCCACCAAAUAUAGUCUAUUGAUGGAAGCAACGCAGACUACCAAGGAUUUUGGAGCUGCAAAUUCUCAUGUAACCGUUAUUCCAACGUUGUUGGUCACAAGCCAAAUACGUGGAUCUGUAUUCCGCUCAGGCGAUUAUCAAUGCAGCUUUGUCCCCGGGGGUAUCAGGUUUUCAGCCAAGAGAAAAGUUUCUUAGGCUUGUUGGACGUACGCAGUGCUGGGUGGUAAAGGAUAAACAACAAAGAAAGAAUAAUUGUAAUACAGAAUUGCAACCAUUUGAGCGUACAAUUGUAACAAUAAGGUAGGAAUGUAAUUUCUCCUCGCUCGUGUUCUGUAAUUGUCAAUUGCGUAAUCAAUCCGAUUUCGUGUCACGAUGUAUAUGUUUCUGGUUUCCCGGAUCAACUUGGUCUCAUGUAAUGCUAUCGGUUUCUAACUGACGCUUCAAAACC